Neolamprologus brichardi is the source of this 1327-nucleotide messenger RNA. The record is from RefSeq and is a predicted model, not a curated record. NCBI's taxonomy places the organism in Eukaryota, Metazoa, Chordata, Actinopteri, Cichliformes, Cichlidae.
GCACCAGGAUGAGAUGCACUGGAGGGUAUCGAGUGCUGAAAACUACUCCCGCAUGAGGCUGAAGCUGGUCCGUAACUACAACUUUGAUGCUCACAGAGAAGCCAGUGCUCUGAGAGACAACCUGGGUGUCCAUCAGCAGCGUUUAAACCCAGAGUCUCUGCUGCUGGAGGCUGUGAAGCAAGUCAAAGUUAGCGACCUGGAAGAUGACAUCCUGGAGCUGCCAGAGGACGAUCCUGUUGCUGCCAACAACCAGGUUGAAGCAGAUGAGGCGGGCCAGAAGGAGAAGCUGGUGUUGUGGGAGGAUUGUGAGCUGGUGACGAUAGUGGACGUGGUUCCCGGCCGCCUGGAACUCACCACACAGCACAUCUACUUCUAUGAUAGCAGCCAGGAGAAGGAGGAAGCCUGGAUUCUAGCGGACUACACCUCAGAGGAGCUGGACCUUUCUGAUCCUCGGGUAUUCAGGGACCUGUCAAAACCAGUCGCUGUGCUUAAUGAACGCAACGCAAAGGCGGUUAGAGAAAAGUAUGAAAGUUUUGAAGACCCGACAGGAACCAUAGACAGGUUCCAUUAUGGCACCCACUACUCUAACGCUGCCGGCGUCAUGCACUACAUGAUCAGGGUGGAGCCCUUCACGUCGCUGCACAUCCAACUACAGAGUGGACGGUUCGACUGUGCCGACCGUCAGUUCCACUCCAUCCCAGCCACAUGGCAGACCCUCAUGGACAACCCCAACGACGUGAAAGAGCUCAUCCCUGAGUUCUUCUACUUCCCAGAGUUCUUAGAAAACCAAAAUGGAUUUGAUCUGGGUCGCCUGCAGAUCUCCAAGGAAAGAGUAAAUGAUGUUGUUCUGCCCAAAUGGGCCAAGUCCCCUGAAGACUUCAUCUACAAGCACCGCAAAGCUCUGGAAUCAGAGUAUGUGUCAGCCCACCUCCAUGAGUGGAUUGAUCUGAUCUUUGGUUACAAACAGAGGGGCCCUGCAGCGGUGGAAGCCCUCAACGUCUUCUACUACUGCACAUAUGAGGGGGCGGUGGACUUGGACGCCAUCACUGAUGAAAAGGAGCGUAAGGCUCUGGAAGGCAUGAUCAGCAACUUUGGUCAGACACCCUGCCAGUUACUCAAGGAGCCCCAUCCAGUGCGCCUGUCUCAGGAGGAAGUGGAGAAAAGGAAAGCUCAGUUGGACUCGUGUCCUCUCAGCAUGUUUGAGCACCUCAGUGACCUCAAGUCCUUCUUUGUUGAGGGCAUCAGUGACAGUGUGCCGCUGGUUAAGGUUGUGGUCCCAAAGAAUCAGUCACAUUCCUUCAUCACCCAGGGGAGCCCAGACACCAUG